Molecule: messenger RNA, 1299 nt
Organism: Procambarus clarkii (red swamp crayfish)
Lineage: Eukaryota; Metazoa; Arthropoda; Malacostraca; Decapoda; Cambaridae
Source: RefSeq, a predicted model, not a curated record
AUGAACUCUCAGCCUACAAGGCUCUGGGAUACCGUUGCAGGAUGCUGCAGAGAGGCUGUGAAAUUGCAGUGCGAGAUUAUUAAGGUAAUGAUCAAUUGCAACUAUACAGGAAUUGGAAAGGGCAUGAGGACUGGUGAAGAAACGAUCACCAACCACUUGGAGCAUCGGGGAUUGAACGCCGAUCGUGUACGAUGCAAGGCCAUCACACUAACAAUCAAUCCAAGUGGUUGGGUGGUGAAUGUAUUAAUUAAUAAAAAAGACAUUAAUUCAUUCGGCUCCAGCUCCCAAGCCCCAGUACACGUGAGUGCUCCAGCUCCCAAGCCCCCGUACAGAGAGUGCUCCAGCUCCCAAGCCCCCGUACAGAGAGUGCUCCAGCUCCCAAGCCCCCGUACAGAGAGUGCUCCAGCUCCCAAGCCCCCGUACAGAGAGUGCUCCAGCUCCCAAGCCCCCGUACAGAGAGUGCUCCAGCUCCCAAGCCCCCGUACAGAGAGUGCUCCAGCUCCCAAGCCCCCGUACAGAGAGUGCUCCAGCUCCCAAGCCCCCGUACAGAGAGUGCUCCAGCUCCCAAGCCCCCGUACAGAGAGUGCUCCAGCUCCCAAGCCCCCGUACAGAGAGUGCUCCAGCUCCCAAGCCCCCGUACAGAGAGUGCUCCAGCUCCCAAGCCCCCGUACAGAGAGUGCUCCAGCUCCCAAGCCCCCGUACAGAGAGUGCUCCAGCUCCCAAGCCCCCGUACAGAGAGUGCUCCAGCUCCCAAGCCCCCGUACAGAGAGUGCUCCAGCUCCCAAGCCCCCGUACAGAGAGUGCUCCAGCUCCCAAGCCCCCGUACAGAGAGUGCUCCAGCUCCCAAGCCCCCGUACAGAGAGUGCUCCAGCUCCCAAGCCCCCGUACAGACAGUGCUCCAGCUCCCAAGCCCCCGUACAGAGAGUGCUCCAGCUCCCAAGCCCCCGUACAGAGAGUGCUCCAGCUCCCAAGCCCCCGUACAGAGAGUGCUCCAGCUCCCAAGCCCCCGUACAGACAGUGCUCCAGCUCCCAAGCCCCCGUACAGAGAGUGCUCCAGCUCCCAAGCCCCCGUACAGAGAGUGCUCCAGCUCCCAAGCCCCCGUACAGAGAGUGCUCCAGCUCCCAAGCCCCCGUACAGACAGUGCUCCAGCUCCCAAGCCCCCGUACAGAGAGUGCUCCAGCUCCCAAGCCCCCGUACAGAGAGUGCUCCAGCUCCCAAGCCCCAGUACACGUGAGUGCUCCAGCUCCCAAGCCCCCGUACACGUGAGUGCUCCAGCUCCCAAGCCCCAGUACACGUGA